Molecule: messenger RNA, 4377 nt
Organism: Ipomoea triloba (trilobed morning glory)
Lineage: Eukaryota; Viridiplantae; Streptophyta; Magnoliopsida; Solanales; Convolvulaceae
Exons: 4
Coding region: 423-2690 (755 amino acids)
Source: RefSeq, a predicted model, not a curated record
CCUUUAUCACCACGUGGUCCGCCUACCUCAUCCCCCCAUAGUUUUUUUUCUCUUCUCAUUUCUCAAAGACAAACACAAGCUCAAAGCUCUCUUUCUUCCUCCUCUCUACGCAGCGCCUUUAUUCUCAGGGGGGGCCGUGUUUUAAGUUUUCAUUUUUAUUUCUGCUAAGCAAUUCGUCGAACAGUUUGUAGGCUUCAUCGCUGUUUUGAGUUUUUUUCCCUCCCAUGCACUCCUUCUUUUCCGGCGAUGUCGGUGUGGAGCUAUGGCGACUCCGGAUAACCGUUUUAGUCUCGAGUAGUUUCCCGGGAUGAAUGCGAGAGAGAUAAACUCACUGAGAGCUUAGCAGAACGGAAACAAAAAAAAAAAAAGCUUGACUUUUCUUCGCGAUUCUUCUCCGAGAAAUUAACGCUCCUCCUUUUGCAAUGGCUGACGCCAACACGAACGCGGCUGACGCCUCGUCAUCACGGGAAGACGGGGCGGUGAAGGCGGUGAACAAGCGGUAUGAAGGUCUGGUGGCGAUUCGUACCAAGGCAAUAAAGGGGAAAGGAGCUUGGUAUUGGACUCAUCUUGAGCCCAUUUUGAUUCGGAGCCCGGAAACUAACCUCCCAAAAGCUGUGAAGCUCAAGUGCAAUCUCUGCGACGCUGCGUUUUCGGCUUCGAACCCGUCGCGGACCGCCACGGAGCAUCUCAAGAGAGGCACGUGCCCGAAUUUCAGCGCGGUCUUGAGGCCCAUUUCUCAAUUGCCGCCUUUAACUUCUCCCACAUCGCAGAAUUACCGGAAGCGGAGCUCAAAGCAAGCCGGAGUGGCGUCUUCAAGUUCAUACCCCGUAGGGCUAGUGGAUUCUCCGCGUUUUUGUAAUGAAACAACGACUUAUUCAUCACCACAGACACAAACUCCGCUCCCUAUGACUCUGACUCACCAGCCGGUGGUGUUGUCCGGCGGAAAAGAGGAUUUGGGCGCGUUAGCAAUGCUGGAAGAUAGCGUGAAGAAGCUUAAAAGCCAGAGACCUUCGCCCGGUCCAUCUCUAAAAAAGGAACAGGUCGAUUCAGCUUUCAAUUUGCUAGCUGAGUGGUUCUACGAAUCCUGCGGCUCCGUUUCGUUCUCGUGCCUCGAGCAUCCAAAGUUCAAAGCUUUCUUGAACCAGGUGGGGUUACCCGCGGUCUCAAAGAAGGAAUUUUCCGGGGCUAAUCUUGAUUCCAAGUUUGAGCAAGCAAGAAUGGAGUCAGAAGCUAGAAUUAAGGAUGCUGCAUUUUUCCAGGUGGCUUCUGAUGGAUGGAAGAGUGGUAAUUGUGGGUAUGGGGAAGAUAGUGUUAUUAAGUUUAUGGUCAAUCUUCCAAAUGCCUCUCGGGUGUUUCAUAAGGCAGUGUACAAGGGUGGCUUAGUGCCAUCACAAUAUGCAGAGGAGGUUCUGUGGGAAACCAUAGAAGGGAUGUGUGGGAAUGCUGUUACCAGAUGUGUAGGAAUAGUUGCAGAUAGAUAUAAAGCCAAGGCAUUGAGGAAUUUAGAGAUACGCCACAGUUGGAUGGUCAAUUUAUCUUGUCUAUUUCAAGGGUUUAUGAGUUUGAUUAAAGAUUUUAGUAGGGAGCUUCCGGUUUUCAAAAUUGUAACAGAUAGUUGUAUCAAGAUUGCCAAUCUUUUCAAUAGCAAGUCUCAGGUAAGAAACCAUUUGCUCAAGUUUAGGUCUCAUGGGGUUGAGCUUGCUGGGUUGAUUAGAGUUCCUUCGCCUCGCUGUGAUAUGUCUAAAAACUUUGGCCCUUUUGUUGCUAUGUUAGAGGACGUGAGGAGCUAUGCUCGGAUACUGCAAUUAGUCGUCAUGGACGAUUCGUUCAAAACAGUGUGUUUGGAGAAUCCUGUUGCUCGAGAAGUUGCAGAGAUGGUGCAAGAUAUUGGGUUCUGGAAUAACGUGGAGGCUGUUCAUUCGCUAGUAAAGCUGAUCAUGGAGAUGGCUAAAGAAAUUGAGGCUGAGAGGCCAUUGAUCGGGCAAUGCCUUCCUCUCUGGGAGGCUUUGAGAUCAAAAAUAAAAGAUUGGUGUGCAAAAUUUAGCAUUGCUGAGGAACCGGUUGAAAAGAUAGUCGAGAGGCGGUACAAGAAAAAUUAUCACCCAGCAUGGUCAGCUGCAUUCGUACUUGAUCCAUUAUACUUGAUAAGAGAUGUGAGCGGGAAAUAUCUUCCACCGUUUAAAUGCUUGUCACAUGAGCAAGAAAAGGACGUGGACAAACUCAUAACACGGCUGGUCUCGAGGGAGGAAGCUCCUGUUGCAUUGAUGGAGCUUAUGAAAUGGAGAUCUGAAGGGUUGGACCCACUCUAUGCUCAGGCUGUUCAGGUGAAACAGCGGGAUCCAGUGACAGGCAGAAUGAAAGUCGCGAACCCUCAGAGCAGUAGACUUGUCUGGGAAACUUGCUUGAAAGAGUUUAAGUCACUGGGCAAAGUCGCUGUGAGGCUUCUCUUUCUUCACGCAACUUCGUGUGGGGUCAAGUGUAACUGGUCCUUCAUGAGAUGGAUUUGCCUGCAAGGCCACUCCCGAGCUGGCCUGGACAGAGCUCAGAGGAUGAUCUUUAUUGCAGCUCACGCAAAACUCGAGAGAGGUGACAUUUAUAGCGAAGAAGAGAAGGAUGCAGAAGUGUUUGCAACGGCUAGCGGUGAUGAUGACAUGCUCAAUGAAGUAUAUGUUGAUGCACCCUCAGUGUAAUUUUUAUUUUUUUUCUAUUUAAUUACAAUUUUUAAGUCGCUUAGAAAAUUGAUAUGUAGGUAAUUUUAUUCUUUACAUUCUCUUUCCUGCGUCCACUUAUUGCUUCUAGUAGAAGAUUUUGGAGAUAUCUUUUGUAGGAAAGGACAGGGAAUUGAGCAUUGUAUGCUAGGAACUUAAUAUAGACACUGAUUUCACGACCCAUUUGCAUGGGAAAAUCAGAGGUUCUUGGUUUGUAGGCAGGAAAUUCUUCUUGUUUGUAGAGAAAGUUUCAAGGGAAAUUAUUCGAAUACGAAGGCUUCUAUAACAGUAACAUUAGGAUGGCUCCCUGUUCAUAAUAAGUAAUGACUGGAAGGAUGGAAAUAUGGAUGGCAUGAAAGGGAUGGAAUGAAUUCUUGUUUGAUAUGAUACUACCUUUUCUCUGAAGUCAAGUCUCUUUGCAUAUGUUGGGUGCAUAGCAAACCGGAGAUUUAUCAAAUGAGUCAAUGUGGGUGCAAUCAAGAACCAAAUUUUUGUAGAUAGAAAAUCUGCUCUAGAGUGUCUCUGAUCAUGAGAUGAUAGAGCCCCACCCCACAGUUUCGAGCAGAUUUCUACGUGAGUUGUGGCCACAGAGAAUCAAGAUUGAAGGGAAGGGUUAUCUGCCUCUCUCUCUCUCUUUCUCUCUCUCUCUCUCUCACACACACACUCCCAUUUGGUGUUUAAUCUUUAGGUUUUGUAUCUGUAAAGCAAACUUCACCCUGAUUAUGCUACUUUAACUUGUUUUUGAAAAUCUUAUCUCUUACUUUUUCACGCAGGGAACUUCAUUUUUGGAAGGUUUACCCAAUGCCGAAAGAUGAAAUUUUGUAGUCAUUAGUUAAUUAGCUUUGAUUGCAGAAAGAUGCUUGAGCAAACCUUAAGCAAGGGAAGGCAAUCGGAAUCAUGAGUUACAUGUCAUUCCUGAAAGGACUUUUGCAACUAACUUGAACUUACCGUCCCAUUUCUGUAUUGUGUGGGGUUGAUUCUUAAUUUCUUACACCUCUUGUACACGCUGUUAUAGUAUUCUUACUCGUCGCACUGCUCAGGUGUACACCUUUCCCCGUUUUCUACACUUGCCAAUCAGUUCUAUGGACCUUAAACCCGUAAGGAGUGUAUGGUCUUGAGAAGUAGGUGCUGAUUAUCAAUGUUCUCGGGAUGAAAAUACUGAAAGGGGUGGUGAAAAAUAUUGGAGAGUGAUUGAAGGGCAGAGAAUGUACUUGCACUGCUCAUAAUGGGGUGGGCAGCUGGAAAAAUAUACGGGCCGAUGCUCUAACAGUCGGUAUGCAUAGCUCGAAUUGGUAGCGUGACAAAACGCAAUGGGAAUAAGUUCGGGUUUCAUUUCCUUGGAGCGGUUUUGGGUCGGUGAGUGUGCUUUUUUGUUCUCUCGGGUUAAAAAUCUCGUGGUUUUCUUGGGUGUAUUAACCUGGUAUUGUUGGCGCAAACGAUGAGGAUAAUAGAUAUCCAACUCAUGCUGACUACGUUGUACAAAUGGUCGAACAUGUUACGAUGCGAAAACAUGAUAAAUCUGGGAGGGUUUUUGGUUAUGUUUGGCAAUGCACUCAUUCUGCAUCAUAUCAGCCCUAUCUAGUGUGGUCCUCAGGCUGCUUUUGUGUACACCAGUACGUGUGGUCCUUAAAUCUGCUGUGUGUUUAUAUAAUUGUCAUUUGUUGAGUUU